AUGGCGAUACCAAUUGUAGACAAAGAGCUAUUCAACGAGAGGGUGGAUGGAGAUGGUGUGGAGUACUAUGGCAGCAGCGAUGACGAGGACCCUAUGGAUGUGGUGUAUUGUAUGGAGUGUGGCAGUGGCGAUGAUGAGUCACACCUCCUCCUUUGUGAUGGCUGCGACAGGGGCUGCCACACCUACUGUGCUGGCUUGCCAGGCAUCCCAGAGGAAGCCUGGUUCUGCGAAGCCUGCGCAGCCAACGCUGCACCCGAGGAUACACUGCCAGUGCGUCGCAGCCAGAGGCAGCGCGCAUCUGCUCAGCCGUCACCUACGGCCACACGCAGAAGGAAUCACGACCCCGACUUGGACGGCGACGACCUGUCAGGCCCCAGCACUGACCGGCAAGCCAGGCGGCGGCGGCGCGUCGCCGCCGCCUCUGAGCCGGCUGCCAGCUCGCCAAUCGAUCUGACAAUGAAUGGAGGGCCGGUGGGCGGGCGAAGGGGACCGACAGAUGCCGGCAGUGUUGCAGACCUGCUGGACGUCCUGGAAGCGCGAGCCAACAAUCGAUCUGCAACUGAGCUGCCCAGCACCGCUCACAGGAACGUGGAGAACCUGCGGUGCAAUUGGGACGCACUGCGCCAAGGGGACAUGGACUUCGCACCCACCAGCGCCCCACAGCCGAGUGCAAGCGUGGAAGCCGAAGCACAGAGGGGCACAAGCUCUGCAGCUGAUGGUGAGGAGGCGGCAUGGCAGGCCCUGGAAGAGACACGCAAGGCGCAGAUGGCAGCCAAGGCAGCACAAGCCAGCAGUGACCACAGAUCUCGGCAGCAAGGGGAGUCAUUUACCUCUACUGCAGCGUGGGGAAGUGACAUUCGAGCAGAGCUUGCUCAAGCUCGUGAAGUGGGCAGGCUGCUUGGGCCCUCUGGCAGGCUGUCACAAGGCAACCGGAGGCCGUCCCUGCGCCCGCGGACCGGGCCGCUGCUGCUGUCAAGUCAGCGCAGCACGCCCGCAGCAGGACCCAGCCAGGCCGACAGGCGCUCACCCACCCGGGAGAAUGCGCUGCACAGCAGGCAGGGCAGGUGCAGCGCUGUCUCCCCCUCGCCUGCGCGAACUGCAGAGCGUCCCAGGCCGUCGUCGGGCUAUCGAGGCCGCGGCGCCUCGCCGCCGCGGCUGGGCCGGCACAGCAGCAACCACGGUGAUCGGCUGGCGUCCGUGCACAGGCACGGCUUGCAGUUCACGCGAUCCAGCAGCCCGACCUUGCAGCCGAGCAGCGUGUUGCGAGCGCAGCCGGCUGCGCCGCACACUUUUGCCGCCUGGAACCGCCAGCAGCCUUUUGCAGCUACCUCGGCGCAGCCGCCAGUCGGCAUCUCUGCAGCGGCGCAGCAGCAGCGCCGGCAUGCAGGAUCCCUGAGCAGCAGCCAGCCUCCCAUGCGCCCACCCCAGCCCCCGCUGUUGUCACCAGCUACCGCCGCACCGCCAAUCAGCCCACAUGUAGCCGUGUAUGGAGGAGCCAUGCAGCAGCAGCCUCCUCCCCACAGCGCAUCACCAUAUGGUCGCGGCCCUGCCACAGGGGCUCUGCGCCAUGAUCACCCACCUGGCUUAAGCACGCCUGCUGCAUCGGCACCAGCAGCCGCGACACCUGCUGCCAUCGACUUGCGCACGCCAGCAGCUGCUCAGUCACAGCCGGGGCCGAGCCAUACUCAGCAGCCUGCUAGGGGUAAGAGAAGAAGCGGCAGUGGCAGCGACGACAGCAGUGUCAGCGUGGCAGCUGUGGGCGUGCGCGGAGCCGACAGCCCGCCGAUGCACAAACGGCGCCGGGCCGACGCAGCGCCGCAUCUGCCCGCUGCCCAGAACUGGCAGGACGGGCGUGAUCACACCCCUCCAGGACAGCAGGCCCGAAAGGCCAGCACUGAGGCGGCUCAGGGUGGCAGGAGUGCCUCUCGUGAGAGUGACAGGCCCCAGGCGGCAGCGCAGGGCCUCAACAGCAAGCAGAAGGCGUUUCUGGAGGUCAAGGCGUUGCUCGGGCCGCUGCUGGAGGGGCAUCUUGUGGACAGGGAGCAGUACAAAGCUGCAGCAAAGGCUGCCACGCACAUGCUGUACCGGCGCGAAGGUGCAGCCGUGCGCGGCCCGCGGCAGGCGCUUGGGGAGGUUCUGUCUGAAAUGGACCUGCCUCGCGCUGCGAUGGCCGUCCUGCAGAGUGCAUGA
Coccomyxa subellipsoidea C-169 is the source of this 2190-nucleotide messenger RNA. RefSeq lists its product as hypothetical. Lineage: Eukaryota; Viridiplantae; Chlorophyta; Trebouxiophyceae; Coccomyxaceae. Bases 1 to 2190 code for a protein of 729 amino acids. The transcript has 7 exons. The record is from RefSeq and is a predicted model, not a curated record.